Aspergillus ibericus CBS 121593 is the source of this 961-nucleotide messenger RNA. RefSeq lists its product as uncharacterized. NCBI's taxonomy places the organism in Eukaryota, Fungi, Ascomycota, Eurotiomycetes, Eurotiales, Aspergillaceae. The record is from RefSeq and is a predicted model, not a curated record. The transcript has a single exon. The coding region runs from base 56 to 961 and encodes 301 amino acids.
CCCACUCGAACUCCUCCACGAGAUCCUUCUCGACCUCGACCUAGCCAGCUUAGGGAUGCUCCGGCUAGUAGACACAGCAUCCAACCAUCUCGUCGAAUCACUCCCCGCAUACUCACUGCUGAAGACUCACGCCUACGAAGCCCUCCACGCCCUGCACGUUACGGGAAGCUCAUCCUACAUCCGCAUCCGAAACCUCUUCGCCGAGUUCUGCCAACCCCGAUGCAGAACCUGUCCCGAUUUCGGCCCCUUCCUAUACCUCCCCUCCAUGAUCCGUUGUUGUUAUAAAUGCAACUUCAUCCGACCGGUCUUCGAGCUCGCCCGAGUAUCUGACCUCCGCUUCCGCUUCGGCCUGAGCCCAGCAGACCUAAAACCUGUCCCCAUCCUCCACAGCAUUCUGCAGCCCCAAAUCCGUCUCGCCCGGAUCAAACAAGCCAAAGACAUUGGAAGACGGCUGUACGGAACUCCCAAGGCCAUGGAGGCCGCCUACCAAGCACGCGUGCAAGAACACCAAGAGAAAUACAACCGUCGGAUCCACCAAUGGGAACAAACCCAGCUCCUGGGCGAGGAAACCCCCCGGCCACGGUACCGAGCCGUCCGUGAGAAACUAGGCCAUGAACGAGAUCGCACCACGUUGAAAAUGCACGCCACGACGCCGUUCCCCUAUUGGGAUCGCGAAACCCGGACCCUGGAACCGGGGACGUAUUGUCGGGCGUGCACGUAUCACUGGGAAGAGAAGAUCGCGGAUGAUUGGAGACGUCCCGAGACGAUGUGGCAUAUUCAUCCGCCUGGUCGGGAGGCUUGUUAUCGGGCUUUUUUGGAGGCGGAGUUGCCGGAGCAUUUUCGUGAGUGUGCGGCUGUCAAGGCGAAUUAUAACCUUCGAAGGAAGAAGGUGAGGGCCCGCGAUCGUGAGAGGGGACGGGUGACUUUUAUUGUGCGGCUUGAUGACACUGGGGUGAGUUGA